Molecule: messenger RNA, 854 nt
Organism: Tachysurus vachellii
Lineage: Eukaryota; Metazoa; Chordata; Actinopteri; Siluriformes; Bagridae
Product: putative claudin-24
Exons: 1
Coding region: 140-766 (208 amino acids)
Biological process (GO): cell adhesion; bicellular tight junction assembly
Cellular component (GO): plasma membrane; bicellular tight junction
Molecular function (GO): structural molecule activity
Source: RefSeq, a predicted model, not a curated record
GGUUGAGAUGAUGUGUGCAUUUUCGAGGGGAAGUGACAGAUUGUGAAGUAGUUGGAGUGGUCAGGACUAAUUGACUUAAAGACUCUCUCUCUCUCUCUCUCUCCUCAAAUAAGAUUUUCAGCAGUUCCUCUGGAGAGCCAUGUCAUAUCCGUGUUCCAGCAUUUUGGAGGUUAUGGGUUUGAUCUCAGGAGUGGGUGCAUGGUUCUGCUUGCUCGCUACUACACUAAUGCCCGGCUGGCUGACCUUCAACAAUGAGAUAACGUCGACAACCGAGAACCGUGUUGUGGGCCUGUGGAAGUCCUGUGUGGUGGAUGAACUGACAGGCACUGAGUGUUAUCCCUUAAAAAGACCCCUGUAUCUGUCGUACAACCUCAGAAUGGCACGCAUCUACAUGUGCAUUUCAGACGCCCUAGGACUCCUAAGCAUUCUGAUGGCUGUCCCAGGUCUGAGACUGGCGAAACGUUGGAUAGGGUCCCAGGGAAGGAAGGUGAGGUGCAGCCUGAAGAUUACAGCAGGUGUGCUAUGUCUGACAGCUGCUGCAUUUGGACUCUAUCCUGUGUCCAGACUCGCCCAUGCAACCAUUCUGGAGUUCAACGAUGUUGCAAUUCCUGAUGCAGUGACUCGCUGGGAACUGGGCAAUGCGCUGUACGUCGGCUGGGUUGCAGGUUUUUUUCUUGUCGUCUCUGCAAUGUUGUUCUUCGCCUCAUGUUGCAGUUUGAAAGAGAAGGAGAUGCUCUUAAAGUUACUUUCAAGAAAUAAGAAUUAAGAAUAAUAAUUUCAAAUAUGUCUAAAUCAAUGUUUUAAAAGUUUUGGAAAUAACAACCUUAGAAUAAAGUUUAAAUGUGUAUACAGUG